CCCACUGACUGACAGCAUCUGUCAUACCGUUCACUGACGUUGAGUCUGUCUUUUCUCCAUCGCGCGCACACACACAGAUGUGAUAUCAGCUCAUUUCUGCUGGAGCCGCGAGCACGAGCGAUGCGCGCACACGACACCUGCACGACUCGGCGUUCGUAGAGGGGAGAUAGUCGUAUCUCAGUGUAGUUUUUGAAGGUAAAGAAUGUAUUUCUUGUUUUGAAGGGACACCCACAGUUACUGGAGGACAUGACUCUUCUGUCUCGCAUCAUGCGCUCUGUGUUGCUCCGUCCGGAGACUCUGUUCCUGCUGUGUGUCAGUCUGGCUCUCUGGAGUUAUCUCUACCACACGGAUGAAGUGAAGACCAUCGUCAAGUCCAGCAGAGACGCCGUGGGGAAGGUGGUGGAGAUGAUCCAGAAUGACGAAGAGUUCAGUAACACAUGGCAGUACAGGAGUCACAGUGCUGCAGUGUACUCGAUUCAGGGCAGGAGGGAACACAUGGAGGACCGAUUCCACAUCCUCACAGACACACUGAACAAGAGCCACCCGGACAUCUAUGGGGUCUUUGAUGGACACGGUGGACAGUCGGCAUCAGAGUAUGUGAAGUCUCGUCUUCCGCUCAUGUUGCGGCAGCAGCUGCAGAAAGAGAGCAGCGUUCAGUCGCAUCAGUCCAUCCUCACUCAACAGAUCUUCAACAUGGACAGAGAGAUGCUGGACAAGCUGUCCGCCUCAUAUGACGAGGCAGGUACGACGUGUCUGGUGGCUCUGCUGUCUGAUAAACAGUUGACUGUAGCUAAUGUUGGCGACUCGCGGGCUGUACUCUGUGAUAAAGACGGGAACGCUGUACAGCUGUCACAUGACCACAAACCGUACCAGCUCAAAGAGAGGAAGAGGAUCAAGAAAGCAGGUGGCUUCAUCAGUUUCAACGGCUCGUGGCGUGUACAGGGCGUUCUCGCCAUGUCACGUUCUCUUGGUGACUAUCUGCUCAAGAAGCACAAUGUGCUGAUCUCGGACCCUGACGUCACGACCUUUGACCUGGACAAACUGCGGCCGCAGUUCAUGAUUCUGGCAUCCGAUGGGCUGUGGGACGCGUUUAGCAACGAGGAGGCCGUGCAUUUCAUCAAACAGCGACUCAACGAACCGCACUUCGGCGCGAAGAGCAUCGUCCUGCAAUCUUUUAACCGCGGCUGCCCAGACAACAUCACGGUGAUGGUGGUGAAGUUCAAGAAAAGAGCCGUGAAAGCUGCUGGACAGUGAAAAUGCUCAUGUGUCAUAACACCACACAAACAGAUAUUAUUACACUGAGAGAAUGACUGAACGAAUAACUUACAUUAGAAUCAGGACAAUUCUGUUAUCACUUUUCACCCUCAUUUCAAACCUUUAUGACUUUCUUUCCUCUGUGGAACACAAAAGGUGCAUUUUUGAAGAAUCUUCAAGCAGCUCUUUUCUACACAACACUUCAUAGUGAGCGUGACUGUCAUGCCUCACAAAGGACAAAAACACCAUAACAGUGCCAGAAAACACAGUGAAUGUAAUGUGCCAUUCCACACUAAUUCCAAAAGAGUAUCAGUGAAAAGUCACCUGAUUUACAGUCUGUUCUUCAAAUAAAAGUGUCGCAUUUCUGCAGAACAAUCGGAAGUGUAUGAAAUACUUUUAUGGUGCUUACUAGAGCUUCCUUUUGUAAUCCACUGAACAGCAUAUGGGUUUGUAAUGACAUGAAGGUGAGUAAAUAAUGACAGAAUUGUGCUUUUUUUGUAUUAUUCGUUUGAAAAAAAGAAACUGCAACUAUUUGUUAUGACUAUCAUUUAAUACUUUAUCAUUGAGAUUACAUGCGGAUUAUAUACACGACUGUGGAGCGGCCGUCUGAGAUCAGCAAUACAUACAAUUAUUCAUUAAAAACUCAUUCUCCAAGUUGUAUGAUUGAUAUGUACACAUGUAGAAAACAAUCAAAGUCAUUUCAUUGAAUGUUAUCAUUGCUAUCCAAUCAAAAACAUCUGGAAUGAAACCUUUUAUAUCAUCUUUGAACAAAUCAUGAGGACACUUGAAUGGACGUUUGUUGCCUUAUUUGACGUGUCUUAUCGUGAGUUCAUGAUUUGUGUUUACAGGAAGUGUCAUAUACACGUUCGGAGACAAAAGAAGAACAGUGUGAAUGUUUCUAUUAAAUAUCAACAGCAGACAAACCAUCGUGCAUCUAACUACACAGGAAAAAAAAGACUUCUUUAGUCCUCCACACAAUGACUGUAUGUGUUGAAGGAUGUUUAUGUACAGACAUUUGUGUCAUUAAUGAAACUCAAAUCAAAAGUGCAACAAUAAAAGCAUCAGAAACGGUCUUACUCUGCUUUCUUUAAUGAACAUGAAUAAAAUGGCUUUAUA
Molecule: messenger RNA, 2370 nt
Organism: Xyrauchen texanus (razorback sucker)
Lineage: Eukaryota; Metazoa; Chordata; Actinopteri; Cypriniformes; Catostomidae
Gene: ppm1lb
Product: protein phosphatase, Mg2+/Mn2+ dependent, 1Lb
Exons: 4
Coding region: 247-1254 (335 amino acids)
Biological process (GO): protein dephosphorylation
Molecular function (GO): protein serine/threonine phosphatase activity; cation binding
Source: RefSeq, a predicted model, not a curated record